GCCAUUGGUCCCAGUAUCAGUGUACUCAGUACACAGCUCUUGAUAAGAAUUAAUACAAUUAUUAUGCUUAUUGAAGUGAAAUAAGGCAUUGAUUUGUCUUGUUUUGGUUAUGGGGUCGGAUAUGUGUACAAAACACCUGGUAAAAUUAACUGAGCUUCUUGCUAAAUUUGAACGUGAACCCAAAGAGAUAAAAGGAAUCCGUAUCACCAACUGGUUCCGAAGAGGAGAGGAUAUAUUUGAAGAACUCUUCAACCUCGGUCAUAGCGAGGCCUGGAAAUACGCAGGAGUUAGAACCAAUAACAAGACUACCGAAGUAAUUGCGAAAAUCAAAAACAAUAAGGGCUGGUUGGAAAGUUUUAUUACACUCUAUCCAAAUUCUCGCAUCAAUUUAGAUUUAGUCGGUUCCGCUGACGACAUUUGUAAAGUACGAUCCGGAAUCGAGGUUUUGAUGAAAGGCUUUUGCAACAUAAACAGUGAUUUUGACAAAGUACUAAAAGAUCUUGAAGAGUUGGGUGAAGUUGACGAAUUUGAUCAGCGCCUGAAGCUGUGGAUUGAAACGGGACAUCGUCCUGAUUUUAAAGAAAAACCUUCAGGUUUGUCUCAAGACCACUGGUGGUGGUUUUAGAUAAUUUGUGUUGAAAGAGAGAUCACUGAUUGAAUAGUAAAUAUGGAUGUCGACGAAGAUAAAUGGAUUGGUGUAGCUAUUGACAACGUGGAUAAAUAUUUACACAGAGGUGGCGAAGGAAAGGGCGAUGAACCACAAUUCAUUGGAGGAACUGAGUUGUUGAAUACCAUUGGGAUGGCUAUGGGGUUGCCGAUCCGUGACCCGACCACCUGGUCCGAACGGGAAAUGGAGCAAGCUCUCCGCGGCGAAUUAGUUUUCUUCGAGGGACAAUCAUUGAAAGCUAUAAACGCAAUAGCUGACACAAUUGUCAACUGUUGUGAUGGAGAUAAUAAAAAUCAUGUAACUGUAAUACCCAUCGAAUUGUAUUACGAAAAAAAGCUGUACGAACUACCGAUAUUCAGAGUGCAUAGAUACAGGGAUUCCCAAAAAUACUACGUAGAUAAUGCUGGGAGGUAUUACAAGAGUUUUAAUGACUGGUACGAUAACAGUAAAUUACCACCGUGCAAAAUGCUGUACCCCAAUCAACUUCGUCUAGAGUAUAGACCUAAUUAUAAAUAUUCCCAUUGCUUUGUUAGAGAUACACCAUCGGCAAGGCUGGGAUCAAAGGCAGCAAGGCACGUUGAUACUGUUAGUGCUGUUGCAGGAAUAUCAUCAGGAGUGGGUUUGCUAUUUGCGAGCGGAGGUCUCGCGACACCCUUAGUGGUAGUGGGAGUUGCGAGCGCACUCUGGGGCACAGGUCGAGCCUCAAAUCAAUUAAUAGAUAAAGCCACGCACGGUGAAUCUAUUAACCCAUUUACGGACUCAGAAUCUAGAAUGCUGUGGCUGGGUGUUGCUGCUAACAUCGCAAGCUUCGGUGCCAUGGGUGCGACCAUGAGAUUAACUUCAUUAGCGGCACGUGGCCGAGAAAUAUCAAGUGCAUUGAAAAUAUUAACAAACGUAGCUAAUGGUACAAAUCUCACUAUCAGCACAGUAGCCAUUAUAAACAAUACGAUAUACUUGGCCGUUAAUUAUGACAAAUUGUCACCAGCAGACGUUCUCUUUCAUGUAGCUUCAAUUGCGUUCUGGACAAAAGGUGUCUACUCAUAUAAGACAGCCAGCACAAUAAUUGCUGACGCACACAACCAAGCUUUUGACCAGAUAAGCAAAGAGUUAUCUCCCGAACAAAGAAAUGAACUGCAAGAGGUAAGAAAUAGAGUUCAGAAUGAUGGAAAUCUUUUACGGCAAUUUAUAUCAGCGUCGCAAAAGAAUAUACCCAUACAAGAGUAUUCCCAAUUUUUGAUUGAUGGUUUGCAAUAUUACGAUACUUUGGCCAAUAUGAGCCCAGAACAAAUUGAGGCUUUUGCGAGUUUACGCAAUUUCAUUAAAGACGAUUUAAGACUCCUCUCCGGACUCAGAAGAGUGUCAACAGCGACAAACUUAAACAGGCAAGACACUCUAGAACUAGUGCUAAGGAUGUGGCAAUCGAACACAGAGUUAAACUUUUCAGGAACCAGUGAUAUCAAGUUAGCCGGUGGCAACUUAGUGUUAGGAAGUGCACCACCGAUCAGAAUAACCCAAAUGCCAGAGUUAUCAGCUUCUUUGAUAAGAUUCUUCGGGGAACAUUUAAGUAAAAUAGAAACUAGCACGACGCGCCAGUGGUCGGUGGCCGAGUUACUGACGCUCCAGAGCCGCGGGUUGUUCACUCUAUGUACUGUAACUGGAGUCUACAAAGGUGGCCACUCCAUCGUCACUUUAAAUGGUCAAUUGCAGGUCAGCAUAAAGACGUUAUUGACUUAUCCGGCUGCUGUUUGCGAAUCAAUGAUGAAACUUGUUGGUAAUCUAAAACCUGAUCAAUGCACAUCGGCUUCCAAGUUACCUCCUGAUGUAGUCAAACUGUGCGUUGCGCAACACAGACUGCGCUUUGAAAUUCACCGAAAGGAAAGUAUUGAAUGGGUGACAGAAAUUGUAAAAGGGUACAACGAGCUGACUAAUAUAGCAAAGUCAAAGCUUCUACCACACGAAAAAGAUAGAUUGUAUACAUUCAAAACGGCUGUUAAGACGAACCAAGCGGAUAUAUACAUGGGAGAUAUGGUGAAAUUUGUUGCAGACAUGAAGCCCGUGAAUGUUAGUGAAUUGGUCGCGUACUGUGAAUUCGUCAUGACAUACGUCGAUGAAGCUAUGGCUAAUAUUGAGAGUGAUCUGCGAAGUGGCGCGAAGCAGCUCCCUCGAAAUGCAAAGAAAAGUGUCUGGAAAAGAGAACUAGCGCGGGAGGAAGUAUUCCGUGAUCCAACAGCCCUGAAACAAAAAUUCAACGAAUUGAUUUCGAUCGUCGAGAAUAACGACAUGGUUGGUGUGACUGCGCUUGAGAAAGACCUACCGAAUGACAGAUUGAUAGAAGCUAUACGUUCCAAUAGGAUAAAAUUCGGUGGAAAAGUAUCUGCAGCUUACCAUAUUUUUAAACACGCCACGGAUCCACCAUCUGCGUAUAUAGAUCAAGCUAAUAAUACCAUUAGGUCUCCUUCUAGUAGUUAUAAGAUAACGCUAGGACAAGAGGGUGAUACCAGACUUAUUACAUUUACCGACGACUCUGGAACUUGCUUCGUUCUUGAGAAAGAUGGCCGCGUAUUGCUUUGCUCCUUUGCACAGGGUUGGAGGUAGACAUUACGUGAUGUCAUCAUAUUGUAAUCUUUUUUUUCGCUCGAAACGGUGAAAAGUUUGUCUUAUUUUUUUGUGAAUUCUAUAAAAAACUUACUACACAGUGGUGAGUUUUUUGUUAUCUUUUACUGUGUUUUUCUUACAUAAUCUUUAUUUUGUUAUCAUUUUUAAUAUUUUAUAUUAUGUACUUUUGUGUAAGUAAGUAAAUAAUAUAUUUUCAUAACAUAGAAAUAAGCGUAAUCUAUAACCAUAAAUUUAAGUAAGCAUUGUAUAACAAAAGCUUAAUAAAAUUUUUACUUUUGCAUA
Molecule: messenger RNA, 3565 nt
Organism: Colias croceus (clouded yellow)
Lineage: Eukaryota; Metazoa; Arthropoda; Insecta; Lepidoptera; Pieridae
Exons: 3
Coding region: 668-3262 (864 amino acids)
Source: RefSeq, a predicted model, not a curated record